UAAAAAAACUCUGUAAAUUAUAUGUAGCUAAGUAGGCAGAUGUAGGUCAUUUGCACUCUCAAUCUUAACUCAGCGCUUCAAAUCCAGAUACUCCACUCAACGAUCCAUUACUGCUCCAUGAUACGAUAUAUGCGCGAAAUUGUUACCUCUUCAAGUUUUUAAUCCAGUUGUGGCAGCCCUUGUAUUAAUGGCUUUGUUCAACAUUGUCUAUCUGGCAACGUCGUUGAUUUCGCCUUAUGACCAAUUGAGCCAAUAUCCAACAGAGCUAUGGAUUUGCGACCUUGUGGCUAUAUCCGGUUCAAGGUUCUAUUAAGCAUUGCAGAUAUAAUCGGAAGGGAUUUUGGGAUGAUUCCUCCGUUGAGACCCAGUGGUGAGGAAGAACUUGCCCCGGUCAUUCUUCAGGACUGACUGGAUUCCUUACGAAGUUCCUACCCAAUUGUCCACCCGGAAUGUAUUUACAACACUCCAUUAGACCUCGCACGUUUCCCUCGAAUAAAAUUUCAAAGGCAGAGGAGGGUAGGACCUCGCUGUCCAUAUUGCCCAUCAAUAACUUCGAUAAUAGCAUUCGUUACCUCCAACGGACUCUUCUAGGAUUCGAUGCCGACAAUCCUCAAAUAUCCUUCUCGAAUCCCGGUUUCUUGCCAUGGCAAGAGCAAGUUCAGUCUGUACAGAUUGCAAACGACAAUACGAGCAGUAUUCUGGUCGUUCCGGGCUUCGAAUCUCUCUAUAUAAAAGCAGAGGGUAUAUGCUACGUGAAUUACCUGCCUGUGGAGCUUCUUCGAGAAAUUUUUUUGUACCUCUUACCUGGCCGAGACUGGACGCUCGAGGAAACACCUCCGCCACAGCUAGUUUUCGUUCAAGUUUGCAAGCAUUGGCGAAACAUCGCAAUCUCUUAUCCAACACUCUGGUCGACAUUCAUGAUCAUACAUCCCAUAGAACGUCACAUACCGAUGACCAAAUUGUGGUUAGAACGCUCAGGAAAUCACCCAUUAACAAUAUUCAUUGACCAUCAGAAAUCAGAAUUCGAGAAGUCAUGUUCCACGACGGAUGUUGUGAUCAACCUUCUUCGACCUCAUAUCCAUCGCUGGAAAGCUGUCACGUUCAUCUUAACAGCUAUCCAGUCGUCAUUGCUGGCGCUUCCUCGUGACGAGUACCCGUUACUCGAGACAUUCUGUUUUGAUGUGACCGGUUCCUUUGCUUGGAACCCAGAGAGCGUAGAACGUGUUGAGGAGAAAUUUUUCCCUUCCUCUUCCCCGAUGUUGCGGGAAGUUACAUGGGAAACGCACGGCUUAUCGCUGCACAAGCCUCCCCUGGCUCCAACGAACAUAACCUAUCUUUCCGGAGAUUUCUUCAUGGAUCUCCCCUUUUUUGACUCAAUUUCUGAAUUGAAGAACUUGCGGACCCUUCGGUUGCACGGAGGCGUAGUGAGUGGCCGUGUUCCUCCUCCUCGCUCAAUUCCUCUGGUCUUGCCUCAUCUGAGAGCUCUAGAAGUCCGGACGAUAUUCUACGCGCCCUUCCUGUUGGAUUCAAUAGCUACACCGAGUUUGAAGGUACUAGUGAUGGCCAAUCGACUCGACGAGAAAAGCCGAAAGUCACUGUGCUCCCUAAUUUCCCGAUCUCGCUGUCACCUUAGUGGAUUUUCUUACCUCAAUGGCCUAGGGGACGCGUUAGAGAGCGAAUUUUUUGAAGAAUUUCUACUUUCUCCUCACAUGGACUCUCUCUCCGAGCUAAACCUACUUGUUAAUAAUGCAGAUGCGGUGUUGAGGGUCUUGGUGCAAUUAAAUACCAAUUCCGGACCUGUCCUUCCUUCCUUGAAUCGACUUUGGCUUUCAACACACACUUUUUCGGGUGACCUUCUACUGGAUAUGUUGGAAUUCCGGGCAACUGACUUUCAUCCUCCUACUGGGGCUAUGAUGUCUGAACCGUUGUUCAGUGCAGACUCUCCUUACCCAUCUCAAUAUCUCUUUAUUCCUGUAUCCAGGUAUUCGCUUUGCUUGCAAGUCACCUGGAUUAAGAACAACCCUGACGAAGUAUUUGAAUGGUUCAAAACCAACGCUCAUACUCAUUGGAACUUGCUUACAGAGGAUGAGUACAUUGAAUCAAAAUCGAGGAAGAAACAAAUUUCAAGUACUAGUUAG
Messenger RNA from Lentinula edodes (shiitake mushroom), 2138 nucleotides. RefSeq lists its product as uncharacterized. NCBI's taxonomy places the organism in Eukaryota, Fungi, Basidiomycota, Agaricomycetes, Agaricales, Omphalotaceae. The record is from RefSeq and is a predicted model, not a curated record. The transcript is spliced from 2 exons. The coding region runs from base 450 to 2138 and encodes 562 amino acids. Gene Ontology annotation, molecular function: protein binding.